Messenger RNA from Anthostomella pinea, 804 nucleotides. The record is from the annotation of a GenBank genome assembly. NCBI's taxonomy places the organism in Eukaryota, Fungi, Ascomycota, Sordariomycetes, Xylariales, Xylariaceae.
AUGUCGGCUUCACGCAAGGCUUCCUGGGAGUACUCUAAAAACAAGAACACCAUCCGCGCCCGUGCUCGCAAUUCCCGCCUCUCCGAAUAUCAACGCACCGUCGAACAGGCCAAGGCAGCCGACUCCAAGGCCGUCACGCGCGCCUGGAAGGCCCGAACGGAUACCGAGACCUUCAAGAUGGCCAACGAGAACAAACGCAACUUCAUACUGGGCGAUGUCGAAAAGGACGUCAUGGAUCGUCGCCGUCGCCAGAAGAUCGAUGCAAAUUCCAAGAUUGCACGUUUCAUGGAGCGUUACGCCGUUCCUCCGCCUCAGCAGGGCCAGCAACGUGCCCCUAUUGCCAUCAUGGCUCCCCCGGGCUUCAGUUCGUUCGCCCAGCCGUCUUCGGAGAGCCCUCGAUCGACCCCUGGACCAGCACUGCCCUAUGUACUGCCCAGCAUCGAGGGUGCAGCGUCUGAGCCCCCGUACGGGCAUAUCUCGUACCAGCAGCCCCUCCCAUCGAUUCCCGAGCUUCAGCGAGAUCAGGCCGCAUCCGGGAUGCCCUUUGUCAACCUCAAGAACGAGCUCAACGUCACUCGGGGCCAGGUUGAGGAUCUGAAGCGUCAAGUCGACGCCCUGAACAACGACCUCACAGUGACCAAGUCGAGCGUCAUUGCCCAGGAGGCACGAAUGGAGAGACUGGACCGCCGAUUGAACCGAUUCGAGGAGCAGAGAGCGGCUCGUCGUCAGGUUACGGGUAUGCAGGCUCUGGCUGAUGCCGCCGGCAAGGUUGCCGAGGAUCUCAGUGGUGGAAUAAGCGCCUAG